CUCUUCUAAAAUCUCAGGACGAUCUGUGAAAUCACGCAGAAGAACCUGGGACGACAACCCCGUCGGGCUCGAAGAUAUCAAGUUCGCGUUUCCGUACAUAGGCGGCUUAAAUCCGUUGCGUGACUAGCAUCUUACCUCCGCUAAGUCCUCACCCUGGGUGUUGUCCUAGGCCUCCGAUUACGCCUAAAUACUUCGGCUCGCGGCCUUCAUUACUUCUAAACUACCGAGCAGCUGUCAUGACUUUUUAUCACAUCAGUUAAUAUGACAUCGAAACGAUCUCAAAGCGUCCUGGUUCUGGGCGGUACCGGGAAAGUCGGCCGUCAGAUCACGAAGCUCUUCGCAACGACAUCUACCCCCACCUUCCAAGCCUCCCGGAGCGGAGCAGUCACCACGGAGCCGGACGCCGAAAACAUUAAGCCUAUCGCAUUCGACUGGGGGAACGAAGCGACAUGGACAGCCGCGUUAGACCUUGGUGCAACGAGUAUUUUCUUGGUUGCCCCACCAGUCAUGGACAUGCUUCCGCCGAUGCAGGCCUUCAUCGACCGAGCACGGCGACAGGGGCCUAUCAUCAGAUUUGUCCUGCUGAGUGGGAGCCUCACUGAGCCCGACAUUAACGGUUACGCAAUGGGCCGGCCGCAUGCGUACUUGAAGGAACUUGGCGAUACGGGUCAGGUGGAAUGGGCUGCGCUGAGGCCUACGUGGUUCCAACAAAACUUUGCGGAACAAGAUAAUCAUCGCCUAGCCAUUUUGAUCGAGAGCACGAUUUACUCUGCUACUGCGGAUGGAAAGCUUCCCUGGGUCGCAGCUGAGGAUAUUGCGGCCUGUGCAUUCCAGCUACUCACCCAAGAAGAUGCGCCAAAUGACGAGUAUCUCAUUUUCGGCCCUGAGCUGCUCGGCUACGAUGACAUUGCAGUCAUUCUCUCCGAAGAUCUCGGUCGAAAGAUUGUUCACAAACGGCUCUCAGUGCAGGGACUCGUAGAGCGUUAUGUCACUCAGGGCAUGCCUCGGGACUACGCGGAGAUGAUGGGUGGGCUGGACAUGGCCAUCAAGAACGGGAGUGAGGACCGGACGAACAGCGUUGUCCUUGCGCUGACUGGGAAGCAGCCAAGGAAGUUUCGCGACUUUGCUGAGAGAAACAAGGCAGUAUGGGCUCAAGAAACUUGAAAGCAUAUUCAACUCGUUCAAGUUUGGGGGCUUGGAGUGGUGUUUGCUCACUGAACUCAGGUGAAGGAUAAGGGCAUGCAGUGAAUGCGCCAGUGACGAUGUGACAUGCCUGCCGCUCUUGCUCGUACUACUUGGUCACCCCAUUAGACUCUCGUCCUUGGCGAGUGUUCCAUGUCGCCUGCUCAUAGCCUCAUACAAGAAAGGGCCCAGAAGGUGGGAAAGGUUUCGUUUUCAGUCAGCAAACGGCGCC
Molecule: messenger RNA, 1414 nt
Organism: Colletotrichum godetiae
Lineage: Eukaryota; Fungi; Ascomycota; Sordariomycetes; Glomerellales; Glomerellaceae
Product: family ergot alkaloid biosynthesis protein
Exons: 3
Coding region: 262-1164 (300 amino acids)
Source: RefSeq, a predicted model, not a curated record